Messenger RNA from Scomber scombrus (Atlantic mackerel), 1464 nucleotides. Its product is annotated as E3 ubiquitin-protein ligase TRIM39-like. Gene Ontology annotation, molecular function: zinc ion binding; protein binding. The record is from RefSeq and is a predicted model, not a curated record. The coding region runs from base 1 to 1464 and encodes 487 amino acids. NCBI's taxonomy places the organism in Eukaryota, Metazoa, Chordata, Actinopteri, Scombriformes, Scombridae. The transcript has a single exon.
AUGUCUUCCCAGUCAGAGGAGGAUCUCUCCUGUCCUGUCUGUCAUGACAUUUAUACAAAUCCUGUUAUUCUGACAUGCAGCCACAGCUUCUGUAAAGACUGUUUGCAGAGUUGGUGGAGAGUGAAACAAAUACGGGAGUGCCCAAUUUGUUUGAAAAGACCUUUAAUGAGUGACCUACCUCGUAACCUGGCAUUAAAGAACCUGUGUGAGGCCUUCUUAAAGGAGAGAGACCAGAGAUCUAGAGCAGGGUCUCAGACUUGCUGCAGUCUGCACUCUGAAAAACUCAAUCUUUUCUGUCUGGAUCAUCAGCAGCCAGUUUGUGUUGUCUGUCUGCAUUCAGAAACACACAACAACCACAAAUUCAGACCCCUCGAUAAAGUGGCCCAGGGUCACAAAGAUGAGCUCAAGAAAUCCCUGAAGCCCUUACAGGAGAAAAUUAAGGUUUUUGAAGAAGUUAAAGGAAACAUUGAUCAAACAGCAGAAUACAUUAAGGUCCAGGCCAGAGACACAGAGAGGCAGAUGAAGGAGCAGUUUAAGAAGCUUUACCAGUUUCUACAAGAGGAAGAGGAGGCCAGGAUCUCUGCUCUGAGGGAGGAAGAGGAGCAGAAGAGUCAGAUGAUGAAGGGGAAGAUUGAGGUUCUGAGCAGAGAGAUAGCAGUUCUUUCAGACACAAUCAGAGUCACAGAGGAGGAGCUGAGAGCUGAAAAUGUCUCAUUCCUGCAGAACUACAAAGCUACAGUGGGAAGAGUCCAGCAGCGCCCCCUGCUGGAUGAUCCUGAGCUGGUCUCAGGAGCUCUGAUAGAUGUGGCCAAACACCUGGGCAACCUGACAUUCAACAUCUGGAACAAGAUGAAGGAGAUAGUCUCCUACACUCCUGUGAUCCUGGAUCCAAACACUGCUCAUCCAGAACUCAUCCUGUCUGAAGAUCUGACCAGUGUGAGACGUGGAGAGAGACAGGAGCUUCCUGAAAACCCAGAGAGGUUUGAGUAUCCCUCUGUUUUGGGCUCCGAGGGUUUUAACUCAGGGACUCACAGCUGGGAUGUUGAGGUUGGAGACAGUACAGACUGGUUUCUGGGUGCAGCAGUAGAGUCUGUCCAGAGAAAGGGAAGCAUAGGGAUGCUGUAUGAAUAUUGGAGAUUGGGAUUCUCAAGUGACAAAUACACAGCGCUGUCUCCACUUGGUCCCUCCACUGAUCUCUCAGUGAAGAAGAAGCUGCAGAGGAUCAGAGUUAAUCUGGACUACAACAAAGGAAAACUGUCAUUCUCUCAUCCUGAUACUAACACACACAUACACACCUUCACACACACUUUCACUGAGAGGCUGUUUCCAUACAUUUACACAAACAAAGAAUUUCAACAUAAGAUAUUACCAAUGAAGGUCUCUUUGACAAAAGAACAGUUGUUACAGAGAAUGAAAUAUGUCCUUACAUUGCAGGGAUGGGUACAAGUACUAGUGGACAGUUAG